AUGGGAGCGAAAGAGGAUAAAAAAUUGAAAGAUAAGAAGCUACCAGAAAAGAGAAGUAAAUCUGCUGAUAAUAAAUGGAGUGCCAUUACUAAUAAUCGUCUCACAAAUGCCGUUUCUCGUAGCUUACCAACAAUCAGUCGUCUCAAGAAAGAUGCUGAUGCAACACCUAAAACGAUUAUUGAAAAGCCGGAGAAAAAGAAACGACGAAGGAAGAAAAAGAAUUUGGACGAUGAAGCCAAUUUCUCUCCGGAUGAGCCGCCUAAACCUAAAAUUAUAAUUCCAAAGGAAGACAAACGGAAAAAAACUUUAUGGCGACAUAUCAUGUGGCUUGUUGUUCUGUUUGCUUAUUCCUUACUUGGAGGAUUACUGUUCAGUGCUAUAGAAGGUGGUUAUGAUAAGGUUGUUUUACUGUCUGACUAUGAAAGAAGUAUGACUCUCUUCCGAAGAAGACAUAACUAUCAAUCAGAUCUUAUAAGCAGGUUUCGAGAAAUAGCUAGGCUUAAACCUGUUAUAUUCAACAAUAAGGGAAGAUCUGCUGUCAACAAGACAGAGUUACUACGUCAUGCCUUAGAAUGGUAUGAACGAAAACUUGGAUUCACCAAUGACGUACCCGUGCAAAUGGACACGAAAUGGAAUUUAUGGGGUGGAGUAUACUAUGCAGCUAGUUUGUAUACAACCAUAGGGUAUGGAAACUUUCAUCCAAAAACGAAUACAGGACGGAUUGUUUCAAUGCUCUAUGCAUCUGUGGGCAUUCCGCUUGUAUUCACUAUUCUGUUAGAAUGGGGUUUCUUGUACUUUACAUGGAUUGAGUAUGGCUGGAAUUGGCUCAGUGAGAAGUUCUGCCAGAAAAGUCUGCAGAGACAAGUUGAGAAACGUUAUCUACGAGAGAGAGUUCGUAGAGUUGGCAGUGAGCUUUCCUUAAGAAGUAUGUCGACAGUUCCUCUGUUGAGUGUUCAUCGAACUACAAGCAACCAAGUGAACACUAUUGAUCAUCAAAUCGAAUCAAACAAGCCUUUAAAAGAGCUUGAUAUUGUGUUAGCUGACCAAGAGCAGGCUCAGACAGUUCCUAUGAAAGCAGCUUUAAUCUUCUUUGUUAUGUGGCUAUGUUUCUCUGCUUUCAUUGUUCGUCUGUGGGAGUAUGAAUGGACAUAUUUCACAGCUUUUUAUUUCUUCUUCACUUCACUUACAACUAUAGGGCUUGGUGAUGUAGUUACAAAAACUCCAAACUUCAUCAUUUUCAAUCUGGCAAUGACGUUGAUUGGACUAUCGGUUGUAGGAUUAUGCGUAGCUAUCGUCCAGGCAAAAGUACGUCUAGUUUUUGACCGUAUGAUUCGCUCUAUUGAUUCACAAUACCGUAUCAGACAGAUAGAUCCAGAUGUGGCUACAAUGACCAUCAUUACCGAUGAAAAUGAGGGCGUGAAAAGAUUGAUCGAAGCCCAACCAAUACAAGAUCGCAUCAUAUUCUUAUUCAUGGAUGAACAUAAGAAGAGUAUGCUCAAAGAGCGAUGGAGACAGAGGAGUUCAAUGACAAAUAAAAUAACACAAACCUAUCCAUCUCGUGCUGAUAAGUAUGUUCAAACUGGAAAUCGAGUGUAUGAUCAGCCACUCAAUUCAGAUGAAGAUUAUGAUAGUGAGUGGGAAGAUGAAGAAGAAAGUGAAGCAUCUUCAGGUGAAUAUGAUGAAGCUGGUAAUAAAAUAUUUCCGCCAAGUACAAAAAGAUACAUUUAUACGGUUUUUGAUUAA
Auanema sp. JU1783 is the source of this 1743-nucleotide messenger RNA. The record is from the annotation of a GenBank genome assembly. Lineage: Eukaryota; Metazoa; Nematoda; Chromadorea; Rhabditida; Rhabditidae.